AUGGACAAAAAGAAAGUCGAUUUUGAAAAGCCGAAACCUGAGUUGAAACAUUAUAUGGAAAAACGAAUCUAUGUCAAAAUUCAUUGUAACAGAGCGAUCAUAGGAGUAUUGCGUGGGUUUGAUGAGUAUUUAAAUCUUGUUUUGGACGACGCGUUUGACGCCUCACACCCAGAAAAUCCACAAAAAAUCCAACUCGGUCAAAUAUUAAUACGUGGAAACUCAGUACUGUCACUUGAGACUGUCGACCCGGUUCAACACAAAAACUAA
Molecule: messenger RNA, 267 nt
Organism: Entamoeba invadens IP1
Lineage: Eukaryota; Evosea; Mastigamoebida; Endamoebidae
Product: small nuclear ribonucleoprotein G, putative
Exons: 2
Coding region: 1-267 (88 amino acids)
Biological process (GO): mRNA splicing, via spliceosome; spliceosomal snRNP assembly
Cellular component (GO): U5 snRNP; spliceosomal tri-snRNP complex; U2 snRNP
Molecular function (GO): RNA binding
Source: RefSeq, a predicted model, not a curated record